This is a messenger RNA of Batrachochytrium dendrobatidis JAM81, 3564 nucleotides long. RefSeq lists its product as uncharacterized. The record is from RefSeq and is a predicted model, not a curated record. Lineage: Eukaryota; Fungi; Chytridiomycota; Chytridiomycetes; Rhizophydiales. Bases 1 to 3564 code for a protein of 1187 amino acids. The transcript has a single exon.
AUGGCAGGCAAUUUUGAUAGCGAAAAUCGUUUUAUUCUUACCACGCAACCGCUGCAGAACCUCAAUGUAUCCCAAAAUUUGAGCGGGGCUGUAUCACCACUAGCUACAACUGAAAACUUUAAAGCAGAUCAUAUAUUAGCGAGUUCAAUCACCAAAGAUAUUUUCAAGUUCAGAAUGCAAGAAAAUGUAUCGGCCGAAUUGAAUCAAACUCAAAAUGCCGAGUCUGGAUUAUUAUCGAACCUAUGCGGUACACCAGUUCAACAAUUUAUUACUACCCCAUCAUCGACUGUCCAUAUGGGUGCUAAACCCAGACGAAUGUCGAUUAUCAAGCCAUCAAAUAGCGACGAAUUUCUUUCAGAGCGCGCGCUUUCUGCUUCUCGAGGUCGCCAAAUAUCUACUGUUCCAGUCGAUGUCAUGAGUGAUAUUCAUGAAAUUGAAAGUUUUAUUCCCAAAAUUGCACAAGCUUUGGUCAAAAUCAAUGAGGAAUCCGACGAAGCUGGGCUGUUUGAACUUAUUUUGCCAGCUAAAAUUGAUGGAGAAAUUGAUAUCGAGGUGCAGACAAAACUUCAAUUACAUCUUCAAGCACUGAUUGGUCUGCUCACAAAAAUGAUUCAAACAUUGUCAGCACACAACAAACUCAUUUUUGUAUUCAAUGAGGCACAGUGGAUGGAUUCUUUGUCCUGGGAACUGUUGCUGGAUAUUCUUGGAACAUGUCCUCGCGCAGCCGUGUAUAUUUUUACUCGACCAGAGGGAUCUUUUGAUUGCAGGGACAGCAAAGUUUGUUUGAAGCGUAUCGAGGCUUUACCACGAUCGACAACUCUUUCUGUAGGUGGUCUUAAUAUAAACGAAGCACAUCGGCUAAUUGUUACAACAUGGGCUACCCAAAGUGUUCUUAAAGUGUCACCCAAGAUUGUAGAAAGCAUAUAUAAACGCACAGAUGGAAAUCCAUUUUUUAUCCGGUCUUUGACUGUGGCUAUGAAAGAAUCUGGUCAAUGGCGUGUUAGUCCGGAUGGUGUGCUGUCUACUCAAAAUGGAGACUUUGAUUUUGAAAAGCUUGUUUUGGGAUAUGACCAUCAGAGCAUUAUUGUGGCUCAGUUUGAUCGGUUGGACAGAAAUUUCCAGCUUUUUCUCAAAGUUGCCGCAGUACUUGGCCAGCGGUUUUUGCUCGACGAUGUGCUGUUUUUUCUCACUGGCAUGACGGGUGUAUUUGAACAAAUAGAUCGUAAAAACUACAACCAAAUCAUUCGAGGUGUGCAAACCACAGACAAGUACGGAUUUUUACAACGGGAAAACACUACUUUGGAUGGCAUACUAUUUCAAUUCAAAUCUGCAGUGGUGCGAAAGUGUAUCUACUCAAUGAUGGUUUUAAAGCAGCGACAACAGCUUCAUAAGCAUGUAGCCACAUAUUACGAAACGCGACUCAAUGAUGCCAACAGACAUCGCUAUUUGAUUCCUAUUUUUGAGCAUUUUAUGGAAGCCGAUAACUCCCAAACAAGGAAAAAGAUACAUUAUCUGGAAAUGGUUGCCAGUUUUUAUUAUGAGCGCGGGUUUGUCAAUGAAUGCAUCAAGUUUUACAAGCAGCUACUUGAUAUUGCCGGGUUGUUUCGCAAGGAUCUUCCAGAAGGCAUGGAAUUCAAAAAUGCCACGAUUGCAAAUUGGCACCGAGAACUAGGUCAUAGUUUGUAUUUGAAGGAAGAAUACAUCGAGGCUGAAAAGCAUUUGCUUAUUGGACUUAAGCUUUAUGGUGCAGUAUUUCCAGAUUCAAAUUUUGGAAUAUACUGGGCUACUCGCAAGCAACUUCGAAUACGAGCAAAAAAGGAUGCUGUUUUUUUUCAAAAUUUUGUUAAUGGGUUGGAAGAAUCGACGGAUUACAUUGUCAGUUACCGAGCUCAAAAGUCUGUAUCUUGGCAUUCACUCAAUAAUUUUGGAGGGACUGCAAAUCGACGCCCAGAUCCGCCCAAUAGUCGCGGAUCCGUCGUUAUUCCAUCUUUACUUUUGUCUGGAGCGUUGGGCACUGGACCAGGCAAUACAAACCCUACAUGUCCUGAAGCGGGUGUUCCUACAAUAAUACCUUCAUCUGGUUCAAAUUUAAUUGGUUCGAAUGCCACAGUUCCGGUGAUUGUAGGUGGAUCUGAAGCACCCAUCAUCAAUUCAAAUGGACGUACCAGUCUUCCAAACCUUGUUCCCCAAAUCAUAAACUCGUCUCAAGGAAAUAGCGCUGCUCACGCCCACACAUCUGCCAUCAAUAGUACUAGUAUAGGCGGAAGCAGUAAUCAUGCCCUACCCGAAUAUGACUCAUUGCCUAUACCACACGCGCGAGUUUCUCAAAACAUAUCAUCGGGUACUUCAUCCAAGUAUGGUAUUCGAGACCGUAACACCUCACAGAAUCUUAUUCGUGAGCCUGGAUCCGCACGACAGGGGCCCACUCAUGGUAUCCAGCACAUUUUGUUGAUUUUGGCUGAUUUGUAUUGGAUCUGCAAUCAAUUUCCCAAGCAUAGACUAUGUGUGCUAAUGGGGCUAAACAUGGUGCAAGAGAACACACAGGAUAGUAUACUGUCCAAACUGUUUUCACUUGGAUCAUUGACGCUGUGGAUGACACAGGCAAAGCCUUUUCGAGCCCUAUCCUAUCUGGAUGCCGCCCAACGCUUAGAUGGACGAACAGAUAUUCAUACAUCCAUCUACGUUUCGACAAACCAAUGUGUUCUCAUGUUUUUGAUGGGCAGAUUUCAAGUAGCACUCAAAGCAACAGAUGGACUCCAUUAUCUUGGAACCAUUGCAAGCGACACCCUUAUUCGGAUCCGAGCGCUAAAGCUUCGUCUUUAUAUCCAAACGCUUAGCGGGCCUUAUCAAACAACACUUUCCACUGCCAAGGAUUUGUUUACGUUUGCAACACAACGAGAAUGUAUGGGUGGCCGCUUUACGGCAUGUCUGAAAAUCAUUCAAUGUCUGUUUUGCUUUCCCGAGCAUGCCAAAGAAAUACCAGAAAUGGUAAAAAUACUAGAUGAUAUAUGGAGUACCAGACCAGCAGGUUCGCUAGGACAUACCGACGAAAUGGCUUAUUUCGGUGCUAAAAUCCACCUGCGACAUGUUUUGGGACUACCCUUCAAGAUUUCAGACUUUGUAGAAUUUUCAGACGCGCUAGUCAAAUGCACAUCAUAUGAAUGGGAGUUAUUUCAAGGUAUCCUAUCUGUGGGAUUUGCCAUUUUUGCCGCCCACGAAGCCAAAAUGUUAGAGUUUGCCUUUACGCGUAAAGUGAUUGAUAUGUUAUGUACUCGUAUAUGUUGUCUUCUCAAACCAAUGAAAGGUCUUUUGUUUUCGAAUUCAUUGCGCCGAAUAUUUAAGGGAUUCAAGCUCAUUCAGGCAAAACAGCGAUCCAAAGCGAUUGCAUGUUGGCUCAAGGGAAUCGAUGAGCAGUCUGAAGCAGUCCUGCUUCAAGCCAUCCUAAAUCGACUCAUUGCACAUAAUACUCAAAAUACCACUGAAAUGGGCGUGUUUGAUGCUCGAGCAAAACGAUUGGUGGAUGCAAUCCAGGUUACAUAUUUGUUCGAGUCCAUCUGGAAAUAA